AUGAAUCAUGUUCUGUUUAGGGAAGCAACUCUGGUCAGUUCGAUGGCGGAUCUUGUUCACGACGUAAUUCCGCAGUCGGCGAAUCCACAGACAACACCGGAGAAAAUUGAAUGGGUCAGCCUGCAGAAAUGUGUCAAUGGCGAGCAAAUGAACUGCCAUAAGGAUGACCGGCAGGCACUAAUCAACGUACCUAAAAGGAAACUAGCCUGUGAAAUGAAGCUGAUUCGCUUGAUUUGUUUUUGA
Molecule: messenger RNA, 243 nt
Organism: Gongylonema pulchrum
Lineage: Eukaryota; Metazoa; Nematoda; Chromadorea; Rhabditida; Gongylonematidae
Source: the annotation of a GenBank genome assembly